AAACUACCAUUCAAAUAAGUAAAUUCAUUCGAAGUGAAUAGGAAAAAUGGCUACUAGAACCCAAUUUGAGAACUCUAACGACGUUGGUGUCUUUUCCAAGUUGACGAACUCCUACUGUCUCGUUGCUGUUGGUGGAUCAGAGAACUUUUACUCUGCAUUUGAAGCCGAAUUGGGAGACGUUAUCCCAAUUGCUCACACCACCAUUGCUGGUACCCGUAUCGUCGGUAGAAUGACUGCAGGUAACAGAAGAGGGCUGUUGGUUCCAACACAAACCACUGACCAAGAACUCAUGCACUUGAGAAACUCUCUCCCUGAUACUGUCAAGAUUCAAAGAGUUGAGGAGAGACUCUCCGCUUUGGGUAACGUGAUCUGCUGUAACGACUACGUUGCACUCGUCCACCCUGAUAUCGAACGUGAGACUGAAGAGCUCAUUGCAGAUGUCUUGGACGUUGAAGUCUUCAGACAGACCAUUGCGGGCAACGUUCUUGUCGGCUCCUACUGUGCCUUGUCGAACCAAGGUGGUAUUGUCCAUCCACAGACCUCAAUUGCGGAUCAAGAGGAGUUGUCAUCUUUGUUACAGGUUCCAUUGGUUGCAGGUACUGUGAAUCGUGGUUCCUCCGUCGUUGGUGCUGGCUUGGUUGUCAACGACUGGCUCGCUGUUGCAGGCUUGGACACUACAGCUCCAGAGCUGAGUGUCAUUGAAAGUAUCUUUAGAUUGCAAGACGCACAACCAGAAUCGAUUUCAGGUAACUUGCGUGACACUUUGAUUGAAACGUACUCAUGAAUACGUUUCAAACUUUGUUUGUCAUUGUCUGGUUUUCUUUAAUUUGCAUUACGAUAUAUUUGAUGUCGAUUCAUGGGGGUUAUUCUAAUUGUGUAUUUUCUUUGUUCUAAUGGGUUAUGAAAAAAAAAAGAAGUGAUGAUCACUUCUCUUCUUCUUUCUUGGCUUUCUGCUGUGCUUGGUACGUGCAUCCUGAUGCUUGUAUCAAGUCAUGUCUACUGCUAUCUGUACUAUUUUUUUUUGGACUUUUGGAUUUUUUUUUUCUUUUGACGUUUUUUUUUUCUUAAUUUGCAUAAGAGGUGGUGAUGAUCAGUUUCUACAUUGACUAUAAGAUUCACGAACUGUUAUAUAUA
This is a messenger RNA of Williopsis jadinii, 1134 nucleotides long. It is a transcript of the gene TIF6, whose product is annotated as translation initiation factor 6. Gene Ontology annotation, biological process: maturation of 5.8S rRNA; cytosolic ribosome assembly; ribosomal subunit export from nucleus. Gene Ontology annotation, cellular component: nucleolus; cytosol; preribosome, large subunit precursor. Gene Ontology annotation, molecular function: ribosomal large subunit binding. The record is from RefSeq and is a predicted model, not a curated record. Bases 47 to 784 code for a protein of 245 amino acids. The transcript has a single exon. NCBI's taxonomy places the organism in Eukaryota, Fungi, Ascomycota, Saccharomycetes, Phaffomycetales, Wickerhamomycetaceae.